This is a messenger RNA of Ctenopharyngodon idella (grass carp), 8993 nucleotides long. RefSeq names its product solute carrier family 25 member 22a (gene slc25a22a). Gene Ontology annotation, molecular function: L-glutamate transmembrane transporter activity; L-aspartate transmembrane transporter activity. The transcript has 12 exons. Gene Ontology annotation, biological process: L-glutamate transmembrane transport; aspartate transmembrane transport; malate-aspartate shuttle. The coding region runs from base 460 to 1404 and encodes 314 amino acids. The record is from RefSeq and is a predicted model, not a curated record. NCBI's taxonomy places the organism in Eukaryota, Metazoa, Chordata, Actinopteri, Cypriniformes, Xenocyprididae.
CUGAGCGCGCAGUAACCAGUAGGCGGCGUGCAAAACGGUCACUUUCUCCCGUCCUCUCCUCCUCCUCCUCCCGUCGUGUCGUGCUUUUACUCCCUCCCUUUCCUCCAAACACACACGAACGCGAGUAACACCGGCAGCUUUAACUAUUAUCACACUGUCACCGGAGGAGGAACAUCACAUGAAGCCAUAAUAAUCCGGAAUAACGGGACAAAACAGCAGGAUCCGUCUUGUCUCAGGCGACCUUUAGUUAAACGACGGCUCACAGGGCGAAGGUGAAAGAUAACUAAGACAACAAGAACACCUUGCAGAUUACAGAUUUCUUUCUUUCAGAUAUCUGGCACAAGAAGGCGAAUGGACUGAGAUCCCAAAUCACAAAACCAAAAAGUCUCUGAGAAAUCUGCGCACACUGACGCCUUAAACACACACACACACGCUGAAGAAGUACAGGGACCCAGAUAAAUGGCUGACAAACAGAUCAGUUUGCCUGCCAAGCUAAUAAACGGUGGUGUGGCCGGACUGAUCGGCGUUACCUGCGUGUUUCCCAUCGAUCUGGCCAAGACUCGCCUUCAGAACCAGCAGAAUGGAUCCCGUCUCUAUACCAGCAUGUCAGACUGCCUUAUUAAGACCAUCCGGUCGGAGGGAUACUUCGGCAUGUACAGAGGUGCUGCGGUGAACUUAACUCUUGUCACUCCAGAAAAAGCCAUCAAGCUGGCAGCAAACGAUUUCUUCAGAUUUCACCUCUCUAAGGAUGGGCAGAAGCUCACUCUGCUGCGAGAGAUGCUGGCCGGCUGCGGGGCGGGAACAUGUCAGGUCAUCGUUACAACACCGAUGGAGAUGCUGAAGAUUCAGCUGCAAGAUGCCGGAAGAAUCGCGGCUCAGAGGAAGCUCAUGCCUCAGGCUGUGACCCCGGGGGGUCCCGUGGAGAUGAAGUCCCCCACAGCUAUGCAACUCACCAGAGAACUACUGAAGGAAAAGGGCAUCGCGGGUCUUUACAAGGGCCUGGGAGCCACGCUGCUCAGGGAUGUCCCGUUUUCUAUCAUUUAUUUCCCUCUGUUUGCUAAUCUGAAUAAUCUGGGGAAGAAAGACGCCGCCGGUCCCGCUCCCUUCUACGUCUCUUUCGUAUCCGGCUGCGCCGCGGGCAGCACGGCCGCGGUCGCCGUCAACCCUGUAGAUGUGAUAAAGACGCGGCUGCAGUCGCUCACACGAGGAAGUCAAGAGGACACUUACAGCGGGGUGAUGGACUGCAUCAGGAAGAUAUUACGCAACGAAGGUCCCACUGCUUUCCUGAAGGGGGCGUACUGCCGCGCUCUCGUCAUCGCGCCGCUCUUCGGCAUCGCUCAGGUGGUCUACUUCCUCGGCGUAGGCGAAUACAUCUUGAGCCAUCUUCCCAAACGGAACAACUAACCAAUCAUCCCGCUGCCUUUUCCCGGUCCAUUAUGCACCGCUCCAGUCUGUUUCCCGCCCUUUCUCACAAGCCGUUAUUAUCCAAGGAUCAAAGCGUAACGCAAAGCAGUCUGACUGGUUUUAAUCGUUUGUUGUCGUGCCGUUUGUGUAUUUUUAUCUGAAUGUGGUGGUUUUAAUACUGAGCAUAAAGUGAGGUUGUGUUUGCCAAGCUGCCUGUUUUUGUCUCGUCCGGUCUCACGCUGAGACGAAACCAUAUCUUUUUAUCCUUACGUCGUUUAUCUCGAGACAUUUAAAGCGUAAAAUCAACGAUCAAUCGUGACACUUUGAAUCGUGGAGCUCUUUUAAUUAUGUAGUAAAAUAUCAAGCUCUUUUUAAUUGUUAAUUUCCUGGAACAAGAGGGCGUGUAAUGUUAAUUCGUUUGCCGUCUUUCUUACGACCAACUCCGAAUGCCUUUCCUCCGGGCUCAGGAUGACCUUGAGGAAAAGUGUGGAAGUGCUUGUGUGCGUCACAUAUCCCUGGCUUACUGUGAGCGUAUCUUUGUGCCCUAUCAAGACUUUAUUCAGCGUAUGUUUCCAAAUUACAUGUCAGCUCCGGAGGUUAAUUUGAUUAAUUUUUCUCUGAAAAGAUGUGAGAGAUGUUUCAGUGAAUGGAAAAUGUGAAUUAGGCUUGAAAGCAUCUCUCAAAUUGGCCGAAUCAAAAUGGAAAUGCCUCCAAACCAGAGGAGGAGCGACCAUUAAGACUUCUGGAAGGUUCCCACACUUUGGGAGAUGAUCAUUAUAGAUUAAGAGAUUGGUUUUGCAUGGCCACAGCACAAGAGAAAUUUAUGUAAAUGAUUUUUUGGCGUAUCCUACGCAAAUCUGUUUCAUUAUUUGUAGUCAGAACAGCAUUAAAUACCAUCUAAAAACUCAUUUAAACCACCUUUGUAGGUAGUUUGAAGGUUAAUUCAAACAUUUUGCAUAUGCAAAGCAGUUUUUUUUUUUUUUAGGAUGGGACACAUAUAUAACAUCAUACAAACAUUGACUGUGCAAGCAGUUCUUUCCAGUGUGGUUAUUUUUAACUAAAACCAGUGUUAUUUCAGUAUCAUUGAGAUACUAUUAUAGUUUUAAUUAAUAUUUUGAAUUAGCUAGUUGCUGAAAUAAAAUACAUAUAUUUUAUUUUAUUUCAGUUUAAUGUUUAUGUUAUUUCAAGUAACGAAAAUGUCACCGGUGAGCCGCUUGGCGUGCUUUUAAUUUAUUGACUUUUUUUGCAUCACAUAUUUUAGUAAUUAUCAUAAAUUAGGAGUCAUUCGAAAGCUUACAAACUCAAGAUUAAGCCUGUGAAAAUCGGAUGUUGCUUUACCAUGGAAACUGUACUUUAAUUUCUUUUAGCGAGCUCCUCCCCCUAGUGGGCGGUGUCAGGUUUCAUAUUACAAUAUUUAUUUUAGCUAUAGUCAAAACCUUUUCUAAACUUGACAAAACACAUAUCGUCUGAAAGGUCCGAGUCUCACAGUUCCAUAUUUGCCGACUGUUUUGUGAUAGAAGUGAUAUUUGGACAGAAAUUUAUCAAUUUGUAACAAGAGAAUGCGUAAAAAAUUUCAAUAGAAUGUCGGUGACACCUGGUGGCUAUUUUUGGUACAGCGCCUAAACAAAAUCUCAUGGGAACUUUAAUUUUUGUGAUAUCAACUUCAAAUUUGGAACACAACAUGAUUAUGGCUUCCAUUUGAUAGCAAUUUUAGAGUCAGAUAUAUUUGAUAAAAUAUACAUUUUAUAUAAAUUAAAAAAUGUUUAGUACAGUACAUUUGAUUUACAAUAAAUUUAAACUUCCAUAUUUUUUUCAUACUUUAACUUUUUCACUUCAGCAAUAAUAGUGGAUAGUGAAUGUUCAUGUCUAUUCUCAAAAAUGACACUUAAGGGGUUAAUUGUUAUUUUAAUUACAAUAAUUAUUUUAUAAUAAUAGCCCUGACUAAAACUAAAACUAUUAAAAACAUUUUUGUUCAUUGGAAUUAAGCUGAAAUAAAAUAUAAAUAUUAGAUGAAGAACUUAAACAAAAUGAAAAUUAGAAAUAUUGUCUAAAAUUACUAACUGAAAUACAACUUAAACCAAAAUAAAAUAAAAAAUAAAAUAAAACUGUAAAAUAAUAAAAAUGACAAAAACACAUAACAAAAUGACUAAAAAUUAAAAUGAAAACUAAAUUUAAUUCAAAGUAUUAAUAAAAGUUGUAAUAGUAUAUAAAUAGUACUUACACUGGUUCUUACAUGCUUACGUACUAAAUGAAACGUCAUAUCACUUAAUUAAUAUUCAUGAGCGUUUCAUAUUGUGUCCCACCCACAGCAAACCAACUUCAGCUAGUUAUAGAUAUUCCACUACAAAAAGUUCAAUAUUAUACUAUCAGAUCAGAUUUGAGAAAGAAUAGUAACAUGCCAGGUUAAAAUUCCCAAAACACCAAAGUAACAUGCAUAUUGAUUGUAAGCCCUGCCCGGCGAAUCGAUGAUGGGCGGGGCUAAUAAUUAUGAAUAUUAACGCAUCUGGCUGUUCUGCCUGGAUCUGCAAGUGUAAUUUUAAUAGUCAUUCCAGUUUUGUCGAGAAGCCGAAAAGCACACAUGUUCCAAACCGGAUCGAAGUCAUAUUUAUUGAUAAUCCUGAUUAUCUAGAUGUAAACACACUUAUAGUAUAUCUCACUAUAUAUUUGUAUGGAUAGUUUUAUCAGUGUCUGAUUGUUUGUGUGAUCAUUGUUGAUUACUGUGUACUGUACUUAUGCAGAUGAUAUUAUGAUUUUUGUUUUGUAUACGAUGGCUUAUUUGCACACCUCCCCGAUCCUUCUGUUUAUGUUUUUGGCAUCUGGAAGAGUUAAUAUGCCAGUUUACACCGUUUGAGCCGGACCUGCAAUGUAUCAGUGUUGGAAUCGUGAGCUUUAAGUUCAUGUGUGCACUACCAAAUCAACCAAACAAAAACCCAGGUUGUAGUUCUCGUUUACUUGACGCUGUUUGCUUUUAUUACGAUUUGCAGCCCAUUGUGGGAGUCGAAAACAUGAUGUUCUCGCUCACAAUACGUGCUGUCACGACGUCGGCUAGAGCGAGAUAAGCUUGCCUAUGUGUGGAGUGAAGAGCGGUUUUUGGCUCAGGCUGACAAACAAUCGAGUCUGUUUCAUACUGCCAAAUGAUUCCUGAACAAACCCCUGCCUAUAUACCUCUGUCUCCUUUCCCAGUUUUAGCAUUAGUUCACUGAUUUCCUAAACUCGUUUGGUUAAUAUCGUCCUGCAACUGAAUGCGUUCAAAAGUUUGGGGUCAGUAAGAUUUUUUUAUUUUGUAAGAAAUCAAUACUUUUAUUCAGUGAAGGAUGCAUUAAAUGGAUCAAAAGUGACACUAAAUACACUUACAAUGUUGCAAAAGAUUUCUAUUUUUAAUUGAAUGCUGUUCUUUUGAACUUUCUAUUUAUCAAAUCAACACUAGCUACGUUAACAUGGACACUGUGAAUCCGAAAACUGGGCCCUAUUUUAACGAUCUUAGCGCAUGGUCUAAAGCGCAUGGCGCAAGUGCACUUAGGGCGUAUCUGAAUCCACUUUUGUUAGUUUAACGAUGGGAAAAAUGGUCGGUGCACCUGGCGCAUGGUCUAAAAGGGUUGUCCCUAGUCUCUUAAUGAGUAAUGGGUGUGUUUUGGGCGUAACGCUGAGAUGAGAGUCUCAUCUCUCAUUCCCUUUAAAAGCCAGUUGCACUCGCGUCAUGGUGGAUUCGCUAUUUACAUGGUGGAAUUUGCAAGCGGAAAAACUGAACGCUUCUCUAGCGAGGAAACGGAUCUGUUCGCGUGCGAGGUUAAAGCGCGUGAGCAGACUAUCUACAGGAAAAGCCGGAUUCCACCAAAGCAUUUUAUCUUUAUGCACACAAUAAUUAUCUUUUACAUUGUAAUCCUUUGAUUUUUAAUAUUUGUGUGCUGCUGUGCGUCCCUGUGUGCGUAAUAAGCAGAGUGUAUGCGCGUUGUGCACCCGCAUAUAGGCGCACGUUACUAACGCGCCCUUUAAAUAACAAAACAAAUACUAUGCCAUUGACUUUAGACCAGGUUUCAGUUGGUCAAUGGCGCAGUCUAUUUCAGUUCCCUCAAAAUAGCAACACGCCAACAAUGCACCCGAACACAGCUCUUUUUCAGACCAGCACGCCCAUGGGCACACAAAUGGGCGCAAAUGCAUUUGCUAUUUAAACAACGCAGUGCAGGACGUGAAAAUGAUAACUGCGUUGGGCUGAAACUAGCUUGCAUCGUGCCUGACACCACAUUGCAGCGGGUGUAUUUGAAUGUAAAAUAUAGUGAUUGGGUUGAUGUGCGUGUUUAUAUGUCACAAGCUUCUAUUGAAUGUUUUAGAAAAGGAUUAAACCACCCCUUAUAAUCAUGGUCAAUGUGAAUUGACAUGGUUAGAGCUUGACAUUAACAACGACAACAAAACAACAAAAAUAUUAAUUUUAUAUAUAAUAUGUACAUUGUUGUCUUUUAAAAAGGCAUCUGAAAUAAUAAACUAAGUGCAAUGUAGUGUUGUCAAAAAUAUAAAUUUUUCAAUAUAUAUCGACACUGAAGUAUCUGAUGCUUCUGCAGAAUAGAUACACAAUAUCAGCUGUCGCUCUCUCAUCUCUCCGACAGCGAGUCGACACACAAACCCGCCUCCCGUCACUCACUUGUUUCAUUUGCUCCGGAUGAAUAUUGCUGGUGUUACAGAGCUUGAAUUUCAACAUGGGAUUGCGUAUAUUGCGCAUAAUUUUACUCAUUCCCACAGAUUUUAUCAUCACACCCAAAGUGCGGCACACAUAAAGCUGCCUCUCAGUACUAAACUGAGUUCUUUUUCACUGCUUAUUGCGCUUAAACAGUCAAAUACACACAAAAUAAUGUCAAAAUGCCGGUCUUGGCAAGUAUUCAUGUAAACACAGUCAGUUAUGUUUUAAGUGAACGUAAACAGUUGAGAAAGAAAACGCUUGUGUAACAGUAUAAUGGAUCCGUGCAUCAGGUCUUAAAGUGACAGCAGCCUAAUAAACCUGCUGCCAAAUUAUGAGGUAAUAUUAAAAAUAUCUAUAAGGCAGUUUUUUCCCAUGGUAUCGAUGUCAAAACUGUGUCCAGUGAAAAUACUGAGUGGUUGGAAAACCACUAGCCUCAGUUCAUGUCAAGCCCUGGAUACAUAGGCGUAAUUUGCGGGUGGGACGGGUGGGAAAUGUCCCCACCACUUUUUGCCAGGGUCAAUAUUGUCCCCACCACUUUCUGAAACAUCUCGCAUACGCAUCAGGUCAUUCGGUACAACCUCUAUAAAACUAUUUAAAAUGUUGUAAUAUUUUAAAAACUUGCACUAAAUAUAAAAUGUUGAAUGAUGCUGAAAAUUCAGCUUUGCAGCACAGGAAUAAAUUACAUUUUACAAUAUAUUCAAACAGAAAACAAUUAUUUUAAAUUAUAAUAAUAUAUCACUGUUUUACAGUAUUUUUGAUCAAAUAAAUGCUUCUUUUAAAAAAUCUUACCGACCCCAAACUCUCAAACACUCAGUGUACUCUAGAAUAUCACUAAUUAAUAAGAAAAUGAUGCUAAGUAUUCAUUAGCUUGAGGUCAAGAGGGUUUUAUGGUGCUGUCUAACAAGUAAACAUCUCUAGUCUCUGUGACAAUGAGCUUUAUGCCAUUUAAAACUGUUCAGAUGCUCUUAUUUAUUGUUUAAAGGUCAUAGGUCGGACUUUACAAGGUCAACACAUGCAUAACCCUUCUGACCGGUUACCUCACAUAUCGUUAAUUGUUGCAAAUGGUAUUAAAAUGGAAGUAAGUUUUAUGCCUAAUUUGAAUCUGACCUUGUUUUGCCUUGUAUUGGUUUUUUCCUAAACAUUCCAAAAGCUAUCUUACGAUCUGUGAUUAUUUUUAGUAUUGUGAUGAUUGUUUUCUAUUGUUUUGCUUUGAUUAUGAUGAUUUAGUCUUGUUUAGACUGUUUUUGUUUUCUAAAUUGUAUUUUUUUUAAUCGUACCUCUGAUUUCCGUCAUGUUUUAUGAGCUGUGAGCUUGUUGUGUUUGUGAACGGUCGUGUGUUGUGUGAGGGGUCAAUGGUGCGCACUGGUGUAAUUGAGCGUGUCGUGCGUUUCUUCUUCCUCAUUUAUGUAACACUAAAGUGUGUUAUUCACUCUCUCCCUCGUUUUCACCAUCUGUCCUUCUUCCUUUCCUUGUACUUGAAGGAAUUAGACAGCAGGUGGCAAAAAACACCAAAAAUAGCACUGAUGAUUUUACAAUCCAAGCACAAAAACAGAUCUGGCACAAGCGCAAUACUCACACGCCCCUUUGAUAUCGUACAAUAUUCAAUAUACUAGACGACACAUAUUAUAAGCAACGUAUCGCCUGUUUGUUUCGACAAACCAGAGAAUGUAUCUUUGAAUCAUAUAAUCGAUGUAAAUUGAUAGUAUUCGAUCUUAUUUAGUAGUAAAUUAGAUGUUAGAUAUUUGUGAUUUCACUCUUCAUGUAAUGAAGAGUAUAUAUAGAAGGACCAGCACAUAUUUAUGCAAUAAUUAAGAAAUUAUCAAAAUACAUAAACACGGCUGAGUCUCACGAAAACAUGUCCUGGUCAUAUUUUACCUCUUAAAAAAAUAAAAAAUGAGAAUAUAUGUUAUAUUAAGAAAAUUAAGGAACCUUUAAUUUUUCUUUAUGUAAAAAAAAAAAAAUCUAAUAAUAAUAAUAAGUAAACAUAUUUUAGGUAUUUUUACAUUAUUUUCAUGACAAUAAAGCAAAAAAAAAGAGCUGUAUUAAAGAAAUUUCAUUAAAAUCUUUAUGCAAAUAUGCAUAAUAAUAAUAAUAAUCAAUAAACCUAUUUUAGGUAAUAUUUUUACAAUAUUUUCAUGAGAAUAAAGCAACAAAAUACCUUCAUGAAAAUAAUGUCACAAUGCAAAAAAUGUUGAAGGUUCCUAAAAAAAGUCUUAAUUUUCUUUAUGUAAAAAAUAAUUACAAUUUUAAUAAAAAAUAAACAUAUUUGUAGGUUACUUUUAACAUGUUUUUACAUUAUUUUAAUGACAAUAAAGCAAAUAAAAAGAAAGAAAAUACUGUAUUACAGUCACUUUCAUGAUAAUAAUGCAAAAAAAAUCCUUUUUGUAGGAUCCUUUAAUCUUUCUUGCACUGUGACAUUCAUGACAGUUACUGUAAUACAGUACAGUUUAAUGAAAAUAAUGUACAAAAAUGUUUUAAAAAUAGCCUAAAAAUAGGUUUAUUUAUUAUUAUACUUUUUAAUUGUAUUUAUUUAUUAUUUGAGAUGAAAUACGACCCAAACACGUUCUUUCUUGACAAGUUUUCAUGAGUUUCACCUGUAUUCUCCAUGUGGUUCAAUCAUGCUGCUGUUGACCUGUAGAGUUAUAGAUAGAUCCUCCUUCCUCCACAACGCCUUUGCUUUCCUCCGCUGCGAGGAAAAGUGCAAUAACGCACUUUAAAUACAUACACACAAACUGCACAAUGUGGCCCUUCUGGAAGAAGUGUAUGUCGAGGCUGAGUGAGUGUCGUGAGUCACAUGUGUGAGACUGAAAUAUGCCAGAUGUUUUAGUCGUUGUUGCAGAAACCGAAGACACGCUGAUCAUGUUGAAUUCCUUGUCACAGAUUGUUGUUCAAUAAAAUGAAUUUGUUCAUAACAGUA